This is a messenger RNA of Pocillopora verrucosa, 1907 nucleotides long. RefSeq names its product adenosine receptor A2a-like. Gene Ontology annotation, molecular function: G protein-coupled receptor activity. Gene Ontology annotation, cellular component: plasma membrane. The record is from RefSeq and is a predicted model, not a curated record. Gene Ontology annotation, biological process: G protein-coupled receptor signaling pathway. NCBI's taxonomy places the organism in Eukaryota, Metazoa, Cnidaria, Anthozoa, Scleractinia, Pocilloporidae.
AGCACGACAUUAAUCAUUUUUCAUACAGAGUACCAAGCUGCUCAUUCGAAAUCACAACGAUGAAUCACUCUCUGGGGAAUACCAGCUACUUUUUGGCUUCUGGCAUUUCAGUAGAAAACUGUUCACUUCCUCUGUCUCAUGGAUUAGCCCUUAUCUCAAUAAACACUAUCGUGAGUAUAGCGGGAACGCUUGGGAAUCUACUGGUUUGUUUAGCGGUUGCCAAAGUUCCUCGCCUUCGCAGACCUGCAAACUUCCUUCUAUUCAGCUUGGCCCUAGCUGAUUUACUUGUGACUAUGGUGUGCGUACCGUUAUUUCUGGUAAUCCUCACCAGAAGAGCUUUUUUUAAUGACUGUGCAAAGGACUUGGAACGCCCAUACGUGAUCUUAUCCAUGCUUUCGUGCUCUGCUUCAGUAGAACAUAUUGCGGCUAUCAGUGUUGAUCGUGUUAUCGCUAUUUUGUACCCUCUGCACUACAAAGGUAUCAUGGAGAAUCGUGGUUGGAAGGCGAUGCUUCUAAAGUCUUGGAUAUCACCGAUUGUGGUUCCCGUUUUGAACCCCAUUAUUCCGAAGAGAUUUCCCAAACGUUUCGUUGCAUUCGGAAUUUUCAGCCUCAGCUACAUGGCUGUGUUUGUGUCGUACUCUCUGAUAGUAAUAUCGCUGGUCAAACAUCGGAAAAAACAAAUACAGAUCAGAGCUUAUCCUUCCAAUGAUGCUGGCAACUUCCAGAAUUUCCGCGUCGAGAUUCGCAUUGCUUUUACACUGGCGAUUGUGAUCGUUGUUUUCACUGCUUGUUGGGUUCCACUUUUUGCCACGUUUUUUGCAGCUGGGAAGCUACUGGUGAAUGAUCGCGGUAUGGCUUUUAUAUGGAUCAGGACCUUGGCUCUUUCAAACUCCGCAAUGAAUUUCGUGAUUUAUGGCUCUCGAAUGCGGAACUUUCGAGAGGCGUUCACCGAAAUUUUGCGGAAGAUUCUUAGCUGUUGUGAAUGUUCACGAACCAAUGUUCCCGAUGUCAGGUUACAAACAUUACGAUCUUAAAAUCAUUUAAAUGAAAAAAAUAUGAAGAUAAGUUAAGAACUAAAAAAACACAGUGGUAAUCUGUGCGCGUUCAUUUAAUUAACAGUCGAGUCCUCUUUCGCCAAGAGUGUAAUUAAAAUCCGAGUUCUAACACACAGUCUGUCCGUGAUCAGACAGAUCACAAUAUCACACAGUCUGUACACAGGAGCGAACGUCAUAGUAACAAUUAGCAGCAUCAUUUUUGGUUUAUCUGUCAGAUGCUAAGCUUUUCUUGUUUUUCGUUGCUUUGAACAAGUGCAAAAUUCUCCUGAAGACAAAAUCGAAGAAUUCCAGGAGAGUUAGGAAACUCAUUCCAAGGAAAAGACCAAAAGUACCACCCAGGUUUCCUAGUGGAACAACAGUAGACAGCUUGGUGCUAAAGUGGUGUCUGAGUGAUGAAAUAAUGUGAACUAAAUUUAAUGGCUGCUGUAGUAAAGUAUUUUUUUCUUUACUGAACAUAAUUUACAAGAAUUUUGAUGGCACAUGAACGCUUUUCCAGCAAGAAAACGUUGGGGUAUAAAGACAUGAAAGAUCUUUCGUUAAUGUAGUUCUAACAUUAGUGGACAUACAUGCAUACUACACUGUUUCAUCAAAUUCAAAGUUAUAACUUUUUGUCUUCACAGAGAGCGGGUGCAGAGAUUCCCUACAUUUUAAGACAUUGGGAAUAUCAAAUAAUGAAAAGAUCGUCGUGAUGUUCACAACUAGGUCACUAAGUAUGGGUUAUCGGAAUUCUUACCGGCCAUUUAUCAACAUGCGCUUACAAAGGCACAACACACCGAGAGAUAAUUGUAAAAACUUCAAAUAAUUUCACUACUUACCAAUCAAAGCCCAUGUUUCAAAAACAGGUUUUUGCUC